Messenger RNA from Ectocarpus siliculosus, 1467 nucleotides. The record is from the annotation of a GenBank genome assembly. NCBI's taxonomy places the organism in Eukaryota, Phaeophyceae, Ectocarpales, Ectocarpaceae.
AUGCGCUACGACCAUGGUAUAGUGCUGGCACUCCUAGCGCGCGUCGUGGUCAGCACCACCCCAUCGUGUGUCCCUCUGAUCGGUAUCGAAAAAGACGGUGAUGGCACGGCGACGCUCAACCUCGACGACAUGAGAGUGUCCCUGGAACUCGAGGUGUUCGAUUUCAACAAUGCAGUGGUCCCGGCACUGGUUGCAUGCUCCUCAGGUCUGGAGACUUCCGUCGCUAUGAGGACCCUACUAGCCAUUCAGAGCUCGUCGUGGUCUGUGGCCAGUGCCUUUCAACCGCCCCCCGUGCUGAAUAUCUUCGGGGACAGGCAGACGUCUGACGAACGCCGCCGCUGCUAUCCAGACACACCUGAAACCAUCGAACUAUUUUCCCUGCACUACAAGGUGGCCGCGCUCUACGUGUUGGCCCACGCCGCGCUCAAGGCGAUGCCAUUCUGCCACGCUGAGAUCGAUCCGCUCAUGCUAGGCCUGGACCACCCUAUGUCCUUCAUGGAGGAAGGGGAAGACGCCAGCAUCGACACGUCCACGCCGUGGGGGCUUGCCCAGGCCUACGUGGACGAGGGCUGGGACUAUCUCACCGCAAACGACGGGUGGAACGCGGACGGGAGCAUGGGAGGCCGGGAAUUCAACCGCGUCCCGUUCUCCGGCGAUUUUUCGAUGACUGACUCGGAGGGAAACUCGUGGACGCCCUACGUCCCCAGAAACAGUCCCAACGAGUUCACGGACACCAAGAAGUGGCAGCCUCUGGAAGAGUCUGAUGGUCUCGGAUACAUCACAACUCAAGAGCACGUGACACCGCACAUUGGGAGCACUGGCCGCUACUUCGGGUUCUCUUCGAAGGAAGACGAGGAAGCAUUUAGCUCGCGCACGAUCGACAGACCGGAUUAUCUCAACAGGUACAAAGACGUCGUCCACGACGUGCUUGACGAGUCCGCCAUGACCGCGGACUCGCUCUAUAAGCAGGUCGCCAUUUCGUUCUUCGAUGACAAGGUCAACUCCCUCAUUCCUCUCAGCGUCGACUACUUUCUACGGAACACGACCCAGGCAGAGUACACAACAACGGAAUUCCUCCAGCUAUCUCUGGAGAUUCAGCUUGCCCUUUACAAUGGCGUCUUGCUGACGUGGAAGGAGAAGAUCCAUCACGAUCGACCCCGGCCAUCCACCAUGAUCAAGCACAAGCUCGGUGACGAGUUGGUGGAGGCUUACGCCGGACCUGGUGAGGGAGUCCAAACUAUGAAGGCGUCAGAAUGGGAGUCUUUCAUGAGGACCAAUCCUACCUCCGAAUACCCCUCGGCCUCUGCGUGCCUUUGUGAGGGAGCCGUUCCAGCGGGAGCCGAGCUGUGCGGGGGCAUGGACAUGGCCAUGUCAAUCCACGACUCGCUUGAGCGUCUCAAAGCCGGGGACGAGAGUGCGGCCAUCUUCAAGACAGACGUCGGCGAGCUAAUGGUGCGCCCCCGCUAG